GUCAGUAAAAAGCCCCUCAGGUUGGAUACGCCUCGUUGCAGAAGAGGUUACAAAAAAGUUUUGACGGCGAUAGACAGAUCUCACAAAAUUGGCAGGUGCAAGUAACGCUUUCCCAUGAGAAGUUUUUCCUGUGUGUUUUGUAAACCAUCCAUCAAGGCAUGUUAUGCAACUGAGAGAUAUUCUUUUAGGUAUAGUUACGUAAAUAGGUAUUCCGCUCGCGAGCCGCUCUCGUGGGACCAUAGUUAAGAACUUGCUGUGCAUUUUGGCUUUGAUACGAACGCCGUGAACAUUCAACAUGCAGGCUACCAAAGUCGCUGACACCCCAAUAGAAGUCAUAUGUGAUUUAUUAACCAAAGCCAAGGAGCUAGCAGAUGGCAAUGCCAACAUUCCAGAGGACCUGAGGGUCAAUCUACAGAAGGCCCUGGACAUCGCUUGUGGACUAGACAGCUACCUGGAGAAAAUGAGUAGCCAGGAAAGUGCCCCUCUUGCUGAGCUGUACAAGAAAACCAUGGAACACGACUGGGAUGAAGUGUUUAAAGAGAACAAGACACAGUUCCGUCUGCCAAAAGAGUGCAUCACUGGGCUUGUGGAAGGCCAGACUCUGAAAAUGCUGGUCCACAUGAGCAAAGCCAAGAAGAUCCUUGAGAUAGGCAUGUUCACUGGGUAUGGGGCGCUGUCAAUGGCUGAAGGACUGCCCAAGGAUGGUUCACUGGUAGCCUGUGAGCUUGAGCCAUAUCUUAAAGAAUUUGCCCAGCCCAUAUUUGACAAGUCUCCACAUGGCCAGAAGAUACAAGUAAAGACAGGCUCUGCCAUGGAUUCCUUGAAGGAAUUGGCUGCAGCAGGUGAACAGUUUGAUAUGGUCUUCAUCGAUGCCGACAAGAACAACUACAUCAACUACUACAAGUUCAUCCUGGACCACAACCUCUUAAGGCUGAGCGGUGUUCUCUGUGUUGAUAACUCGCUGUUCAAGGCUAAGGUCUACCUAAAAGACACCACUGAUAAAAACGGGCUGGCGCUUCAAGCUUUUAAUGAGUUUGUCUCUAAUGAUCCUCGUGUGGAACAGGUCAUUGUUCCUCUCAGAGACGGGAUCAGCAUCAUCCGUAGAGUACCCAUGUCACCAGGAUCGGCUGGUGCACAGAGCAAGGCGAUUGACGACGAGGUAUUUCGCGGUGUUAACGGGAGGUCGAUCCUGGAUCGGAUGCGUCUGGACGGCCGGGUGGCCUAUGUGACGGGGGGAGGCCAGGGAAUCGGCAGGGCGUUUGCACAUGCCCUGGGAGAAGCUGGGGCCAAAGUGGCUGUUGUGGACCUGGACCAGGGGAAGGCUGAGGCCGUGGCAGAGGAGCUGAAGCUUAAAGGAAUAAAUAGCAUCGCGAUUACCGCUGACAUCAGCAAAUCGGCGCAUGUCGAGAGGAUGUUGGACAGCAUUGUGUCCAAAUGGGGAGAGAUCCACAUAGCGUGCAACAACGCAGGGAUCAACAUGAACUCAGCCAGUGAGGACACCAGUCUGGAAGAGUGGGACCAAACAUUUGAUGUCAACUUAAGGGGGAUGUUCCUCUGUUGUCAGGCCGCAGGUCGUGUGAUGCUGAAACACGGAUACGGGAAGAUUAUCAACACAGCAUCCAUGGCCAGCCUAAUCGUACCACAUCCACAGAAGCAGCUGGCCUACAACGUAUCGAAGGCAGGUGUGGUCAAGCUGACCCAGACACUUGGCACCGAGUGGAUCGACAGAGGGGUCAGAGUCAACUGCAUCUCACCGGGGAUUGUUGACACCCCUCUCAUCCACUCAGAAAGUCUGAGGCCUCUGGUGCAGUGCUGGCUGUCAGAUAUCCCUGCUGGACGACUGGCUCUAGUGACAGACCUGCAAGCUGCAGUGGUCUACUUGGCAUCUGAUGCCUCCGACUACAUGACAGGGCAUAACUUAGUCAUAGAGGGUGGGCAAAGUCUGUGGUAGAGACGGGGGGGGGGGGACUUUCUCUGUUCCACUCUUGGGAAUAGUCACCUGCUGUGAAUGAAUGAGUUCCUCACAGGGAGGGAAUAAUAGUAUAGAGAGAUUAAGUUGGGCUGAUUUACCUCACUGUUUGACUGUUAUCUUUGUCAGAUUGGAGAUUAUUAGGUUUCGUACUGUACUCCUCAGCUACACUGGCCAUACUUAUUUCGACACAGCUGUGUUUUAUGUUGCUGUUCAUUUCUUGUCAACAAUGCAAAGUGUUACACAUAUUUUAAUGCUGAUUUUACAUUACGCCGUCUACCUGAUGCAAUCCUUUGGGCAUUUAAAAACUCGCUUCCAUCUUAAAUCACUCACUCUGUGAGUGACAGGUAUAAAAAAAAAGUGUGUAAACUAGAAUUUGUUUCUUAAGUGCAAAGUACUUGAAAAGGGUUUAUAGUUCAGGUUUUUAAUACACUGAAGUUGUGUUAUUUUCUACCGUGCUAGUGCAUACUGGUUGAUAGAUUACAAAAGCUGAAUUGGGAAUAGAAGUUUAAGAAAAGGAAUCUGAAGUUGAAGUUGUUGAAGUUGUUCAACAGUUGAAGUGCAAGUUGUUCAACAGCACAGAAAUGUGUAUGGCAAGAUACUGUGCAUAUGACUGUCUCGAAUAAAUAACUACAAAACCUG
Esox lucius (northern pike) is the source of this 2611-nucleotide messenger RNA. RefSeq lists its product as uncharacterized. Gene Ontology annotation, molecular function: oxidoreductase activity, acting on the CH-OH group of donors, NAD or NADP as acceptor; O-methyltransferase activity. Bases 296 to 1951 code for a protein of 551 amino acids. The record is from RefSeq and is a predicted model, not a curated record. Lineage: Eukaryota; Metazoa; Chordata; Actinopteri; Esociformes; Esocidae. The transcript has 11 exons.